CUUAGUAUUAAAUUUUUGUGUCGAUGCCGAUUGAUUGAGGAUAUUUCUUGCGUUUAAAUAUAACGGACAAUCUAAGACUAUGUGCUUGAUUGAGAGCGGUUCGUUGCAUUGGCUACAGAGAGGUAACCUCAGAGGUUGUUCUUCAUGUUUUAUGAUAUGUAUGUGUGUGAGGUUAGUAUGACUUAUUAGUUAUUCUUGUUCUGGUGUUGAUAACGUUGAAACGUCUAGAGGCGUUGGGCGAGUAAACCAUUGAGUUAUUUUCUUUUUUAUUAAUUUUAAUUUGAGAUAGGUAUUUCAUCCCAGGAUGUUUGCCACAUAUUGGUAGUAUAUUAUAUUAUAUUGAGGCGACACAAGCUGUAUGUGGUCAAUUAUGUUAAAUUUACAACAUUUUGGUGUGAUAUUCUUUGACUCAAAUAACGAUGAUAAUAUAUAUAAAACUGCAUACUCUAUAAUGUUAUUUACCACUGGCAUAAUUCAAGUUUCUAUGUAUCCUUUUGUAAGCCAUAAGUUUGACGACUGGUCUGAGGUGUUUUCCAUGUCUUUCACAGCAGUGACAUGUAGUGCGGGAAUCAUAACUUCAUUGCUAUCAAAAUUGAUCAUUCUGUACAACGUCAAGUAUAAAAAAUAUCAAAAAUAUAAGACGACAUUAGAAGGAUUUGAGAUUUAUAUACCAUUGAACACAGUCGCUAUGAAACACAUCAAAUAUUUUUCUUUUACCAUGAUUUCCUUGUGUUUAAUUAUAAUCGUACCUAUAAAUGGCCUGAAGUUAAUUUAUUUAUUUAAUAAUCACACCAAUCCUAUUUUGAUGACUACAUUUUUUUUUUUCUAUUACAUUCACAACCUGAGCAUGACUUUUACGGAAUUGCACUUUGCCAUCCAGUGUUUUGUAGUGUACACGAAGUUUCAAGAUAUAAACAAGGAGUUAAUUCAAAUAAAUGAUGAACAUAACUACCACAACUACAAUGUACGAUAUCCGUUUAUUGCAAGCAGAGUGGAAACUUCAAAGAAUAGAGAAGAGAUGUCACCGUCUAGUAUGAUUAUAUAUGAAAAAGAUUUUUACUGUCCAAAGGACAAAAUAUACCCAUUGGCGAACACUAUCGAGCUUUUAAGAAUUAAACAUUGGUUAUCUCGGGAAGCAAUCAACGACCUAAAAUGUUUGUUCGGCGUUCCAAUGUGCCUGUCGAUCAUUACUUUAGCAAUUACAUUAUUAUUCGACAUAUAUGCUGAUGUAUUUCAUUCAUCCCUAAGUAUGUCAUUUAAUAAAUCAGUAUUUCGAACAAACAUCUUAUUCAUUGGGUGGAUGCUACAAUAUUCCUUAAGAUUAUGUCUUAUAAUUGUCACAACACACGCUACAAUACGGCAGGCGAUUAAAACCAAAAAGUUAAUAACAAAAAUGAACAAUCGACACACAGAUAUUAAUACGAAAGAAGAGCUACAAUUAUUUUAUAAUCAAUUAACUGUCUGUUCAUCCGAGUUCACCAUUUGCGACAUUUUGACUAUAGAAAAUAGUCUCCUAACUUCGAUAUGGUCUGCUGGUGCAACAUAUAUACUUAUACUAGUACAAUUUCAUUCGGACAGAACAAGGAAAUAAAAAGAACAUUAUUUAUGUUCACACAGUCCAAGAAUUAAAACUGGUAGGGUAUUUGUAUGCAAAAUAAAAUUAUAUUUUAUUAUUAUAGCCUAAAUGUAUCAUUUUCUAUAUUACC
Molecule: messenger RNA, 1706 nt
Organism: Rhopalosiphum maidis (corn leaf aphid)
Lineage: Eukaryota; Metazoa; Arthropoda; Insecta; Hemiptera; Aphididae
Exons: 5
Coding region: 359-1591 (410 amino acids)
Biological process (GO): sensory perception of taste
Cellular component (GO): membrane; axon; dendrite
Source: RefSeq, a predicted model, not a curated record